AUGGACCGAAGUAGAACUGAACCGUCUACUCCCACCAGGUCAACUAAUCUGGACUUGGGAGGUCGUUAUUCUCUACCUAGGACCAACGAAAUACAUUUACCUGUUACAGAUUUGUUGGAUAUACAAAAGCAAUGGAACAUUGAGGGACCUAGAUCCAUUAAGAGAAGAAAGUCUCUGAUGGCAGGAGAUAUAUCUACACCAGGUUCAGCUAGAAGAUCAGGUCCAUCUACUCCUCGAAGGUCAGGAGAUUUCAAUUUAACUUUAACACCAAGAAGCCGGAGAUCAUCAAUUGUUGUGGAAAAUACUACAAAAUUGAAUCCAGAAUAUGAAGGUCCUAUCAACUUAGAGUUCUUGAAAGGCUUUUGGAAUGCUUUGGAUAAGGAUGAACAACGAAAGGAGGAGUUUCGUCGUAGAAAAGGUUAUGAAAGUCCAGCAAAGAAUAGUCCAGCAAAGGAUAGUCCAGCAAAAAAUAGCCCACAGCUAGAUCAUUUACAGAAAGAGAGCCAGAAUAUAGCCUUUAUGGGUGAUGAAAGUUUACUUUUACCUUCAAAUACUGAUGAACUUUUGAGAUCCCCUGAGGUUUUGACAGGUCUAGGCAAUGUUCUUGAAGAUAGUGACCCCAAACCGGAGGAUGUUGAACCACAAGAAGAAGACAAUCCAUUCAUAGCACCAAGAACAUUUUCGUAUUUGGAACGAAUUCUUGCUAACCAAGCAUCAAGGAAAAGAAGGGCAUCCAACGAUGGUAGCAGUUUGAAGCAAAGCCGUAUAGUAGAAGAGCCAGUACGGCAAGAAUCACAAGAGGCUGAAGAGGAACCAGAAGUUCAAGACUUACAAUUCCCACAAGAGGAGGAGUUCCAACCAAUGGAUCAACCAUUGGACUUCCAACCUGAUAAUCAACCCGAAUCACUCGAAGAACAACCCCAAGUACAGGAAAAUUUACCUGCAAUACCGGAAGAAUUCCCACAAUUCUUUGAACCUGGUCCAGAUGUUGGUUACGUCACACCGACAUCCCCAAAUCCUGAUCUAAUUGAAGAGGAAUUUCUCGUGGAAGAUGCCCCCAACUUCCAACCAAUUGAUGAGAUCUCUUCCAACUUCCGUGCUCCAAAACGUAUGCCACCAAGAAUUCAAAGCUCUAAGAAAAGAGCUUCUUCGGCUUCCACAAUGUCAAUAAAAAUGGUAAAAGAUCUCAUACAAGUGCUUAAACCAGUCGAUAAACGUAUCAAAAUAGACCCUGAUGCUUAUCAAUACAUUCAACAGCAAUCAGAUAUUUUCCUUCUGACAUUAAUGGGUGAUCUAGAAGCGUAUGCUCUUCAUAGAAAUCGUAAAGGUAAUCAAAUCAAUAUCAAGGAUGUUUUGCUUUAUAUGACCAGACUUCAAAAUGAUAAGUCUAGUCUGGAAUUCUCCCAAUUAGCCCGAAAUCAUCUUCCCUUGGAACUUCUCAUGGCUUUGGAUAAUAAUCUUAAGGAAGCAGUACCAUCUGCGGAGCUACAAGCCCAAAAAACUAAAAGAGAUGACGACGAUGAUCUCGAUUAUGUGACAAGCAGCAAAGACACAAGGCAUAUAGAGAUAUUUAGUGACAGUGAAUAA
Yamadazyma jaroonii is the source of this 1587-nucleotide messenger RNA. The record is from the annotation of a GenBank genome assembly. NCBI's taxonomy places the organism in Eukaryota, Fungi, Ascomycota, Pichiomycetes, Serinales, Debaryomycetaceae.